CGCCAUCUUGAAAGCAUAAUUGUUGUCAUGUUUACGUUGUAUGUGAAAGGUGUAAAUUAUUUUUUGAUUUUGUCUAAAUAGAAUACCUUGAAUGCGGCAGAAAUAAAACAUAAUCAGUAACGAUGUUUUACGCACACUUUGUGCUAGCCAAAAAAGGCCCUUUGGCUAAGAUUUGGCUGGCUGCUCAUUGGGACAAAAAACUUACAAAGGCCCAUGUUUUCGAAACGAACAUAGAAAAAUCAGUUGAUGGUAUUCUAAAGCCAAAGGUGAAAAUGGCUCUGCGAACUUCGGGUCAUUUACUACUUGGAGUUGUCAGAAUUUACUCCAGAAAAGCUAAAUAUCUUCUCCAGGAUUGUAAUGAAGCGUUCGUCAAGAUCAAGAUGGCCUUUAGGCCUGGUAUGGUUGAUUUGCCUGAAGAACACAGAGAGGCGGCAAUGAAUGCAAUCACAUUGCCAGAAGUGUUUCAUGACUUUGACACAGCUAUGCCAGAAUUAAAUGAAGUGGAUAUUGAGGCUCAGUUUUCACUCAAUCAAUCAAGAGCCGAAGAAAUUACUAUGCGUGAAGAUUAUGGUUCUUUGAACUUGGUGACCCAUGAUGAUGGAUUUGGUGACAUGGGAUUUGAUACGGACAACCCUGAUAUUAUGAGAGAAGCCAUUGGAAAUGAAGGAGCUUUAGAGCAGAGUAACCUGCUGUUUGGCUCGUCAUCUGCAUUGGAGCUUGGUGGCAAGUCCGGGAGCACUAGCGAUGCAGGGGUGACUCUAGCUGAACCACGGAUGGAGGCAGCUCCACAUGCACCUUUGGAUGAUGGUUUCGGUGGCACCAUAGGAGACGUACCUGACUUUGGACAUGCGGGAGGUCUAUUCGAAGGUGAUCUGUUCGGUGAUGUGACUGCUGGCAGCUCAAACGCUGGAGCCUCGGCCGGCAUGCCCGGGGCGGAGGCUCAACCACAGUCGUUGCAGGCGGAGAUAGAGGCGGCGGGCGCGGGGGAGGGCGCGGGCGCGGCGGCGGAGGGCCCGGACUCCGACGACGACGGCGACCACUACGACGCCGGCAACUCGCCGCACCACAGUUGGGGCGGGUCGCCGACUCACGAGGCGGAAGCGGUAGCGGAGGCGGCAGCGGGCGCGGGCGCGGAGGCGGCGGCGGACGGCGCGCUCAUGCCGCCCCCCGCGCCGCCCUCCCCGCCACCCGCUAGGCCCAUGGAGAUAGACGAGGACAUGCCUGAGCCGGUGCGGCCGCCGUCGACGCCCGCGCCCGCCAUUGACACCACUACGCUGUUGCACAACGACGAGGAGUCCUUCGCACUGGCGCCCGUUGACGCUACGGUCUUGAAGGGUAUAACGAAAGCGAAGCGCAAGCGUAAACUCAUUGUAGACGAAGUGAAAAACAUAUCGGGCGAGGAAAUGAAGAACCAACUGAGCAACACCUCAGAUAUCGUCACUACGUUGGACCUUGCGCCUCCCACACGAAGACUCAUGCACUGGAAAGAGACUGGAGGAGUGGAGAAACUGUUCACGUUGCCCGCUCGACCUAUACCGUCGAGAGUGCUGUUUAAGAAAUACCAGCGCAUGAUGACGCAACGGAGCGAGCCCGAAGAAACCGAGGCGGCGCGGUCCCCCGACCCUGAGCCUGCUGUGGCUAAACGCGGGGGACGGAAACGAAGGCAUGAAGAGAGCUUUGCUGCAGCGGAGACGCCGGCGCCUGCGGAGGUCCAGCCGGCCACACCAGUACCACAUGACUAUGAGCCGUCUGUCGAGCCGGAGGACGGAGCGCGCACGCCAAGACACGAACCAGAAGACCACUCGCCAGGUAUGCUGGGCUCGCUGGGUGCGCCUCUUACCCCGGGCGUGCUGGGUCCUCUGACGCCGGGCACGCUCCUACACGGCGGCCUGACACCGGCCGGUCUGCAGCACGGAGCUAUGACGCCAGGAGGCCUACCUCAUGGAGCGAUGACGCCAGCUGGCUUGGGUCACGGAGAACAACCUAUGGACCUGGGACUACCGUCCAGUGGCAUGACUCCAGCGGGACUUCAACAUGGAGGCAUGACGCCCGGUGGCAUGACCCCGGGAGGCAUGACCCCGGGAGGCAUGACACCUGGCGGCAUGACGCCCGGCGGGAUGACGCCGGGAUUGGGUCUGGACAGCGGGAUGACGCCGGGCGGCCUGGUGCAUGGAGGGUUGACGCCGGCGGGACUACAUCAUGGUGGUAUGACUCCAGGCGGCUUAGACCACGGUGGUAUGACUCCAGCGGGGCUCCAUCACGGAGGCAUGACGCCGGCGGGUCUCCAGCACGGAGGCAUGACCCCGGCGGGUCUCCACCAUGGAGGGAUGACGCCGGCGGGCCUCCACCACGGGGCCAUGACGCCGGCGGGCCUACAUCACGGAGGAAUGACGCCCGCGGGCCUCCAGCACGGUGGAAUGACGCCGGCUGGCCUACAGCACGGUGGAAUGACGCCGUCAAGUCACAUGCUGCUGCAGGGUCCGGAGCCGCCGCCAAUGAUGCCGCAGGUGGGCGGGGAGCGGCCGCUGCUGACGCGGUCGGCGCCGCAGUCCGCCCCCGCGCCGCACGACUUGCACGCCGGCCCGCUCGACCCGCUGCCGCUGCCGCUUGACCACCCCGACUACCAGAGUGGCAUGCAAAUGACGAACUUAGGGUACGACGAUCAACAGGGACACAACAGUCCACAGCAUGAUUACGAUUUACCGCUCAGUGUGGAAAAUGCGGAGGAAGGCGAGCGCGAGGUGGGUGAGACGGAGGAGCAGUUCGAAGAGCGCGUGCUGAACCGGCGCGCGGCCCAGCUGUUCGCAGCCGUGCGCUCCAAGCUCGCCGCCGGCCAGUGCCUCGCCUUCGCCGACAUCGCGCCCCGACAUAAUACGAGGAAGCAGGUGGCGCAAAAGUUCUACAGUUUACUUGUGUUGAAAAAACAUCAAAUGUUAAAGAUAGAACAAUCGGAAACGUAUGGACCUAUUACUUUCACAAAGGGCGCUCAGUUCGAAACGGAGGCCAUUUAACUGUAUUAGCGUAGUUGUUAGAUUUAAAUAUUAUCAAUUAGUUGUAAAAGAGGGUAAUAUAAAUGGUGAUAUGAGUGUUUUGUAUGCGACGGACGGUUGGAGCCAAAAAAUAAUGUUAGAUGUCACAGAAGUUGAUUCAAAUUCAUAGAAAUAUUUUUCGGACCAAAAUGCUGUGUGAUGAUCUCAUUUUAAUGGCAACAUUGUCAUAACUAUGUCCACCUUCUGCUAAAGCUUAUUUUACUUAAAUGAUACACUCUUGUAUCGUUAUAAUAGUUUUUAUCAAUUAUAUUAUAAUAAUUGAACGGUUUUUAAAAAUCGGUUACAAAUUUUUCACUAAACUUAGAAACUCGUAAUUUACCAAUGAACUCUGAAGUCAGUCAAGACACAAGCUCACUCUUUUAAAAUAAUUUGCAUACACUAGAAUUGUAAGAAACUCAUAAAAGUAAUAGCAAUAUGUACUGAUUUUAAAUCUUCAAAAUAUACUUCAACUUUAAAAUGAUAUGAGUUAUAUAAUUUAAUAUGACAUUCUAUAAUAAUAUUAUCAUUCCCAAUGAAUAUUGUAUAUAAAAUAAAAUUGUCAUUUAAUUAUAUUACUAAUCGUGUUAUUGACAUCAUAAAUAAUAUUAUAUUAGUAUUUUAUUUCUGUGAAUGCGCCAAGCUGAAAGUGACAUAGUUAUGCGUUACAUUUCUAUGAGCUUGAUUGAAAAGUGACGGUAUAUAGAGACAUUGGGAAGUCGAUGCUGUAGAGAUUUGCCUUAUUUGUUUUGCGAGCUAGAUUUAAGUGAAAUUAUAUCAUGUUUGAAUAUUUAACUAUAAUAUUAUUCUUUUGUGGACACCCGUCAUUUGUUGCACACACCUACAGUAGUGUGAACAUUUUGCACGUUGUUUUUAUAUAAAUUAUGUUAAAUAAACAUAUUUUAAGACAGUUGAAAGUGUAGACAAUAUUCGCUUUAAGUUUUGUUGUUUCACUUCUACGUUUGUGUGCCGGUAAAUACUAAAAGGGAUCUACGAAAUCAACGCUUUUUGGCACAGAUGUUCGAUAAGGUCGAGAUAAGUGUUUUCUUUAUGGUAUAUACUGUUUGAGAGGUAAUAACUUGCCAGGGAAGUAUGUGGUUAGUGGCAAAUUUCAUAAGGAAUACCUAGUGAUCUUAUAAUUUUUAGAUGGUUAAAAAGAAAAAAAUGUACAAGUAACUAUAAGGUAGCUGAUGAAACACCAAAUAAGAAAGGAAUUUGACAUUGUCUAUUACAACAGAAAUAUAUUUACAUGUUUAUACGGUCUGCGUGCGCGAUGCGUGAGCGUUGAAUGUUUCCUACAAAGUUUCUCGAUUAGUGUUCAUUUGACAUUUCUCCAAAGUGAAUGCGAAAUAUAUUGCCUAUUUUGUAUGCACUUUGGCAUUUUGGUUUGUUCAAAAUUGUGUUGAGGAAGUCUUCAUAUUUAACAUAGUUUGUAAAAAAUUUAAGGAUUCACCUCUGUCAUAUAACGGUCACAUAACAGUAUGGUCCAGGAUGUCUUAUGCCAGUACAUAAACAUUUGUGGCCUUUACAGAGGUGAGCACUUAAAUGCUUUCUAUUGAAAUUAUUUGCAAUAAAUUUGUUGAUGAUA
This is a messenger RNA of Aricia agestis (brown argus), 4614 nucleotides long. RefSeq lists its product as uncharacterized. Lineage: Eukaryota; Metazoa; Arthropoda; Insecta; Lepidoptera; Lycaenidae. The transcript is spliced from 21 exons. Gene Ontology annotation, molecular function: chromatin binding; protein binding. The record is from RefSeq and is a predicted model, not a curated record. Gene Ontology annotation, cellular component: cohesin complex; synaptonemal complex. The coding region runs from base 123 to 3011 and encodes 962 amino acids. Gene Ontology annotation, biological process: replication-born double-strand break repair via sister chromatid exchange; synaptonemal complex assembly; mitotic sister chromatid cohesion.